UCAGCUCUUGAGCAAAGCUCAAUAAUUUAAACCAAGAAUCGACCAUUGGAACCAAAAUCAUUGUUCCCUUUGACCAGGAAACUCAAAUUGUAGCUUAGAUGGCUCAAAGCAAACAUGGUGGGAGAAAAUUAGGGCAAUCCAACAAGAUGACGGCACUCGUCGUGGACGACAACAUGAUCAACCGAACGAUUCAUCAUCGACUUUUGGACAAUCUGGGGAUCGAAAAUGAAGUUGUCAGCAACGGGAAAGAAGCCGUCGAUAUCCACUAUUCCGGGAAGAUGUUCGACCUUAUUUUGAUGGAUAUGGAUAUGCCAAUCAUGAAUGGCAUUGAGGCUACGAAGAAGCUUCGUGAAAUGGGAAUUCGAAGCGUGAUUGCGGGUGUAUCGUCACGAGCAAUGGAAGAAGAAAUACAAGAAUUUAUGGAAGCUGGUUUAGAUGAUUACCAAGAGAAGCCAUUGACAAUGCCUAAGCUUGUUUCUAUUAUCCAUAAGAUCAACGGGUAGCAAACACUCCAUAGCUUUUAGUUUUGUUGUAUCAUCAAAGAAACUAACCGUAGAGUUGUUUCUAUUGUAACCAAAGUUAUAUAUAUAUAUAUAUGCAAGGUCUUUUUUGACUGUUAAA
Gossypium arboreum is the source of this 621-nucleotide messenger RNA. RefSeq names its product two-component response regulator 24-like. Bases 99 to 503 code for a protein of 134 amino acids. The transcript has 3 exons. Gene Ontology annotation, biological process: phosphorelay signal transduction system. Lineage: Eukaryota; Viridiplantae; Streptophyta; Magnoliopsida; Malvales; Malvaceae. The record is from RefSeq and is a predicted model, not a curated record.